This is a messenger RNA of Lontra canadensis (Northern American river otter), 1276 nucleotides long. RefSeq names its product galectin 4 (gene LGALS4). The record is from RefSeq and is a predicted model, not a curated record. The transcript has 9 exons. Bases 50 to 994 code for a protein of 314 amino acids. Lineage: Eukaryota; Metazoa; Chordata; Mammalia; Carnivora; Mustelidae. Gene Ontology annotation, molecular function: carbohydrate binding.
CCCGCCGCCGCCUCUCUUCCGGGACGAGCCACCAGCCCAGCCUCUCAAGAUGGCCUAUGUCCCUGCACCUGGCUACCAGCCCACUUACAAUCCGACUCUGCCCUACAACAAGCCCAUCCCGGGCGGUCUCAGUGUGGGAAUGUCUGUGUACAUCCAAGGAGUGGCCGCUGAGCACAUGAAGAGGUUCUACGUGAACUUCGUGGCAGGGCCGUACGUGGGAGCAGACAUUGCCUUGCACUUCAAUCCCCGCUUUGAUGGCUGGGACAAGGUGGUCUUCAACUCGCAGCAGGGCGGCAAGUGGGGCAGCGAGGAGAAGAAAAGGAGCAUGCCCUUCCGCAAGGGCGCGGCCUUCGAGCUGGUGUUCAUGGUCCUGGCGGAGCACUACAAGGUGGUGGUAAAUGGAAAUCCCUUCUACCAGUUUGGGCACCGGCUCCCUCUACAGAUGGUCACACACCUGCAAGUGGACGGGGACCUGGAGCUUCAAUCCAUCAACUUCAUUGGCGGCAACCCGCCUCCCGGCCAGGGUCCUGGAUAUACGCACCAACAGCCAAGUCAGCUGCCUACCAUGGAAGGACCGCCAAUCUUCAACCCGCCUGUGCCAUUUAGGAAGAACUUGCAAGGAGGGCUUACAGCCCGAAGAACCAUCAUAAUCAAGGGUUCCAUACCCCCCAUGGGCAAGAGCUUUGUCAUCAACUUCAUGGUGGGAUCCUCAGGGGACCUGGCUCUGCACAUUAACCCUCGCCUGACUGAGGGUCUCGUGGUUCGGAACAGCUGUCUGAACGGUUCCUGGGGAUCCGAAGACAAGAAGAUCUCCUACAACCCCUUUGGUCCUGGGCAAUUCUUUGAUCUGUCCAUCCGCUGUGGCCUGGAUCGUUUCAAGGUUUAUGCCAAUGGCCAGCACCUCUUCGACUUUUCCCAUCGCCUUUCAGCCUUCCAGAAUGUGGACGUGCUGGAGAUCAAGGGUGACAUCACCUUGUCCUAUGUCCAAGUCUGAUCUAUUCUCCGGGGCCAUAACCCUUGGGAACACAGAGGAAAAGAUCCCACAGGACUCCCUUCUAAGCCCCUAAUAAAAUGCCUGUGGGUGUCUCAUGAGUGUCCAUGACUCCAUUCACCUCCCUCACUGUUCCUUGCUUCCUUGAUUCAAUGAUACACCGUCCAUUCAUCCAUCUCAACAUCCAUCAGUCUUUCCAAACAUCCAUCCAUCUAAACAUCCAACCAGGGGCACCUGGCCAGCUUGGUUGGUGGAGCAUGCAACCCUUGAUCUCAUGGUUGUGAA